Neoarius graeffei (lesser salmon catfish) is the source of this 2344-nucleotide messenger RNA. It is a transcript of the gene mpv17l2, whose product is annotated as MPV17 mitochondrial inner membrane protein like 2. Lineage: Eukaryota; Metazoa; Chordata; Actinopteri; Siluriformes; Ariidae. The transcript is spliced from 5 exons. Bases 155 to 793 code for a protein of 212 amino acids. Gene Ontology annotation, biological process: mitochondrial ribosome assembly. Gene Ontology annotation, cellular component: membrane; cytoplasm. The record is from RefSeq and is a predicted model, not a curated record.
UCAGGAAGACGACUGUUUCCUGUGUGCAAAAUGAACCUUUCAUUAACCAAUAUCAAGCCGUGUUUAAUACAUAGUUCCCGGUUUGUUUUAUGGUGUAAGUUAUUUGUAUAGGUGGAUUUGUUGUAGGGUUUUAAUAUUUUAAGAGGUUAUAGCUAUGAUAUCUCAAAGUAAAGGUUUACUCGUGCGGAUAUCUUUCUACUGGAAGCCGCUGUUUUCGGGGAAAUACCUGAUAGUGACUAACGUUAUGGCUAGUGGAGGCAUGCUUGCUCUUGGGGACUGCAUUCAGCAGAGCAGAGAGAGGAGACACACACCGAAUAAAGCCCGGGACUGGCGGCGCACAGGGCGCAUGUUUGCAGUUGGAUGUACAAUGGGACCAUUUCUGCACUACUGGUAUCAGUGGUUGGACAGGAUUUAUGCAGGAAAAAUGGUAAAGACCGUUGCCAAAAAAGUCUUGAUCGACCAGCUUGUUGCCUCACCACUUUUUGGAGCAUGGUACUUCAUAGGGAUGGGUGUGAUGGAGGGUCACGGCUGGCUCAAAGGCUGCGCUGAGUUUAAAGAGAAAUUCUGGGAGUUCUAUAAGGUGGACUGGUGUGUCUGGCCAACUGCACAGAUGGUCAACUUCUACUUCUUGCCAGCAAAGUUUCGGGUGUUGUAUGUAAAUACGAUUACACUGGGAUGGGACACCUACCUCUCAUAUCUCAAGCACAGGGAAGACCAACAAAUGGAUGAAUUGGGACCAGAGGACUCGUCCAUGUCUCCUACCUCAGCUAAUCCACUGGAUGAUCAACUAUAGUUCCACACCGAAUUCCUCUUAAAGAUUUUAGAGAUUAUUACUCGACUCUCUUUCACUCGGACCUAAAACUGACUUAUUCAAUUACUCAGAUCAGUUCAUACACCAGCACUGAACUUUUAUCCGGCGUUCUCAAAACAUGUCUAGACAUGUUCACAUUCUCACCAGUGAAGGGGAUUCUCGCCGAGUUCAGUGUCAUUUGGUGCAGCUAACCAAUAAUACACACACACUCGCUGACCACUUUAUUAGGAACACUAUACUACUCAUGGGUAGUAAUAAGAUGAUGGAACCAUUCCUUUGUGAUUGAGAUCAGUUAAAACGAGCAGAAUUUUUUUUUUUUUUUUAAUCUGAAAAGUCCUCGUGUAGUUGUACCAAAUGAAGAAUAAUAAAAUAGUUUGAUCUUGAUUGAACACACUCCUGAAGACGCUCCUUUUAAAAGCUAUUUCACAGUAAAAUGGAUUUUAAUUUGUUUUGUUAUAUUAAAGUACAUCAUUAAUGCAGUGUUCCAGGUCCAGUGUGGAGCUGCGGUAGUUAUUUAUCGUUAUGUCUAAAUUGUAAUUUUUUCAACACUCUCCAGUUGGUUCAGUGAUUUGCGCAGAUCUUUGCUCCUCUGUAUUGCUGAUAAUCAUAAAUUUAUUUCAAAUGACAAAGUCUUGCAUGAAUUGUUAGUGUUAAAUACUAUUUUUGAAGAUUUGUUUGAAAGUGAUUUUUUUUUUCCCUUUGAUUUGGUUUGAUACCUUUUGCCUUAAUUUCUUGCCGUCCGACUGUUUUUACAAACGACUCUGCUGCUGUUUUUGUGAGAGGAUUCACAGUCCACUUUAUUAAGAACAUAUUUAUACCUCAGUUUCAUGCAGUUGUCUAAUUAACCAGCGUGUGGAAGCAGCACAAGACGGAAAAUCCUGCAGCUACAGGCCAAGAGUUUCAGUUAAUGUUCACAUCAUGCAUCACAAUGAGGGGGAAAGUGUAAACAGGGUUUGGCAAGAAAUGUGAUCUCAGUGACUUUGUACUAUGUUUUGUGCAUUUUGAGAUGCUUUUCUGUUCACCACAGUUGUAAAGAGUGGUUGUUUGAGUUACUGUAUCCAUCCUGUCGGCUCAAACCAGUCUAGCCAUUCUCCUCAGACUUCUCUCAUGAACAAGGUGAUUCCACCCACAGAACUGCCACUCAAUGAUGCUGUAUGAAACCGGUCUAUAAAAGUUGCCAAAGGCAAGUGUAUAAUUAUUUAGACAUUUUUAAACAUAAUUAUUUUGUGCAGCGCUAAACUGGCAGCUACAGUAUAGACGCCCUCAUUUGAGUUGUAUUAACCUUGUAGCUUCAGUACAGAACUGAAGAAGCAAACUUCAGACACUGUAUUGGCUGAACAACCACAUUUGCAGUUGGUUAAACUGUGUGCAUUUCUUUUUUCUCUCCUUUUUUUUGGGGGGGGGGGGUGAACCGUUGCUUUAAAAAUUGACUAUUUUAUCUAUUUUAACAGAGGUUAAAGCUGAGCUUUACCAGAGAUUUUUACAGAAGUCUCAUUGUAAAUGUAUUUCAACAAAUAAAUCUCAUAAUGUAAA